Messenger RNA from Chelonia mydas (Green sea turtle), 2646 nucleotides. RefSeq names its product gypsy retrotransposon integrase-like protein 1. The coding region runs from base 256 to 1548 and encodes 430 amino acids. The record is from RefSeq and is a predicted model, not a curated record. Gene Ontology annotation, molecular function: nucleic acid binding. Gene Ontology annotation, biological process: DNA integration. The transcript is spliced from 10 exons. Lineage: Eukaryota; Metazoa; Chordata; Testudines; Cheloniidae.
CGCGCAUGCGCCCCGAUAUCGGCCGCUGAAGGCUUUGCGGACCCAAUCUCGCCCCUUAUUCCUCCUGCGAGUGUCCGUCCCCCUCCCGCCCAGAGACAGGCCGCCGCAGUCUGUUGCAGGCAAAAGUCUCACUGAAGAAGAGGCGUUGGAGCAAAGGCCGAAGAAAAUCUUCCUUCUCCUCUAUCGCUGUCUUGAAGGGGUUGGUUUUCCCUGUGCAAUUCAGAAUGAUCUCUGGAACUGAAGUGACGUUCAGGAAUGGCAGGUCUGACUGAGGUGGAAUGCGGCACCCAGACAGAAGUCCGAGCUGUGGAAGGGAUCCAGGCUGAGACCAGGGCUGAAUCCUUAGAGAGGUACAAGCAGGUGUACAAAUACCUGGCCAAAGGCCGAUAUCCCAGGCACCUCACUGCACUACAGAAGAGGAGUCUCCGCAGAUACGCCACCAAGUUUGAAGUGGAAGGUGGCUGCCUCUAUUACGUGGGACCAAAGAAGGAGGAAAAGCGUGAAGUCGUCGUGGAUCCUGAAAGGAGGCGGCAGGUCUUCCUGGAAAGCCACUUCACAGAAAUCGGGAACCAUCUGGGACAGAAGAAGACAGUGCACAGGAUUCAGAGCCGGUACUAUUGGCUGGGGAUUGUGAAGGAUGUAGUAGACUGGAUCAAAAUGUGUGAAACCUGCCAGAAUGCAGAACACAAUAAGAACAUGUCGCGGAAAGUGAGGCCUGUCAAAGUGGAGUCGCCCUGGGAAGUGCUAGGACUAGACAUUCAUGGACCUUUUCCAGAGACAAGCCGGGACAAUACGCACAUACUGACUGUAACAGACUAUUUCACCAAAUGGGUCGAAGCUGUCCCACUGCAGAAGAAAGAUGCCUUAUCGGUGGCCAAGGCACUGGCUGCAAUUUUUUAUAGGUUUGGAGCGUCCAAGAACAUCUAUUCCAGUCAGAGCUGGGACUUCUGCGACGAGGUGAGCCGGUGUUUAUGUGAGCGCUGGAAUAUCUCCCAGACGCUGACCCCUGCCGAUCCUGCCCAUUGCCCCGGCCUGGACAACUGCACCAAUGAGUUGCUCAAAUCCUCCAUCCGAAAUGUGGUGAAUGAGAAGCCAAGCGAGUGGGAUGACUAUCUUGACCCGAUUCUCUUUGACUUCCGCACAUCCGUCAGCUCCGUCACUAAAUACACCCCGUUCUUCCUGAUGUUUAACAGAUAUGUCUGUCUUUCGUCGGAGGUUGAGUUUGUCAAGGACUCUAAAGAGCAGGGUGCUGCUCCCGGUAAAGUGGAGGGCCUCCCACCAUUCACCGCGGCUGUCCAGGAGCAGCAGAAUGCAGUGAAAGAGAUUGUGAUAGCCAACAUGGCCGCAGCUUACAAGCGGGAACAAAAGAGCGUGAAAAGGAAAACGAGGAGCCUGCCCUCCCUCGCCUUUAAAGUGGAAGAGGGCGUGUUCGGCGGCAACACAAAUGCAUCCCUGAAGAAGCUGAAGAAGAGCCAGUUUAUGGCAUUUCAAAUUGAGACCGUGCUGACGCCCGAGCAGAGUAUAUCGGGGGUGAAGAAAACCAGCUAAACUCAGGGUCUAACUCCUUGACAUCCUGCUGUUGUCUUGGUAACCUUAGCAUGAAGUGUUCUCGUAAGAUACCUGUGUGGAAGAUGAAUGCUCAGACCUAGGUAGCGGUGUGGGAAGGGAUGGUUAACGUUAAAAUCUGGUGUGUCUGAGCAUCUAUAUGGCCCCCUCCCCGGCUGUCGUGCCAGAGCCCCUCCCGGACUUUUCCAUACCACAUCCCAGAGAGGUGUCGUUAUUCCCACUUGACAGACAGGGCACAGAAGCAAAAAGCGUUGAAGUAACUGGCCAAAAGCCCCACAGUGAGCGUGAUUAGGAUUGCUCUCACGUUGAUGUAAAUCAGGAAUAACGCCAUUACAUUUUAUGGGGGUAAAUGAGAGGAGACUCAGAGCCACUAGGCUGUGGCACAGCUGGAAAUUUAACCCAGAUCUCCUGAAUCCCAGGCCAUUGCCUUCGCCUGAAAAUCGUCCCUCCUACCAUCAGCCUAGAUCGUUGAUGCACCCGGUCCGUGUGUGUCCCUUUUGGAUGUGUAAAUAGCCUGAAAUCUACACAUUCAUCUUGGAGGGGUAAAACCCAGAAAAUGAGAAGGGUUUUUCUCUGAUUGUCCAGGCAGAGGGAGACUUGGCCUUGUGGUCUUAGCUUUCACAUCCUACUCUUCCCUAAAACGGAAUGAAUUCUAAGAGUCCUAUGCAGUCAGUUCCCAUAUUGUCUGGGGUUAUACAGUAUAGCAUGCAAGUCCAGGAAGUGCUGGGGAAUGUUGACCACUGCACUUGUGACAAUAAACAGCCUAGGUGUUAAUAUUGUUUUGUAUAUAAAGUAACUGCGUCCGAGCCCUGUGAUAAGGCAUAUACAGGGGAAGAGAUUACAACAGUCUCAUAGUUCUGAGAUAUGUGGGCUAUUCCGAUUUUGAAAGGAAAUAUUUAUAUGUCAGUUCUUGGACUUCUUGAAACUAGGUCCCUCACAACUCUCACCUAGGGUUAGGGGUUUAAUUGAAAAUCCUCGUGAGCUGAUUCACUGUUUAAAUCUAACUCCUAUUUUGUAUUUUCCUGUUGCUGGAGGCUAAUGAAGCACUGUAAAGAAUAAAGCAUUUGGACAUUUUUUGUA